CCGACGGACAAGUUUUGUUGCGACAUCAGCACGCACACAGCACGCUAGACUCAGGAAGCGGGCCGUCCAAGGGAUUGUAGUGGUGCGAGUUGCACAGAGAUAUAAGCGAGCGCUUGGGUCGAAAAUCUGUUGCUGGUGUUAGGGGAACAUCUCUUUGUCGACGAAGCAACCAAGCAGCCAGAGAGGAGAGAGGUGGCAGACGCGCAGUGCGCUGCAGCAGAGCACCGGAGGGAAGCUGGACCUGAAAGCGUCGCACCAUGUCUAGGGACUCGAACUAUGACCACCAGAUCACGGUAUUCUCUCCCCAGGGAAGAUUGUACCAAAUAGAGUAUGCGUUCAAGGCGGCGAUGGGGCCGGGCUUGACGUCAGUGUCCGUGAGGGGAAAGGAGACGAGCGUCAUGGUCACCCAGAAAAAAGUCCCGGAUCGGUUGAUCGACCCUACCUCCGUGACGAACAUCUUCAAGAUCACCGACAAGAUUGGCUGUCUCAUGACGGGCAUGAUCGCCGACUCGAGAGUGUUGGUGCAGCGGCUGCGGUACGAGGCCCACGAGUUCCGCUUCAAGUACGGCUACGACUGCCCGGCGCACGUGCUGGCCAGGCGCAUCGCCGACAUCGCGCAGGUGUACACGCAGCAGGCGUCCAUGCGCGCCCUCGCGUGUGUAGCGAUGCUGAUCGCCGUCGACGACGAGAAGGGACCUCAGCUCUUCAAGGGAGUUGUGGACCCUGCGGGGCACUACUUCCCUUACAAGGCGACGUCUUCGGGCAGCAAGGAGCAGGAGGCCAUGAACUGGUUGGAAAAGAAGGUGGAUGGGUUGAUGGAGAUGGACGAAGAUGCCACGAUACGCUGUGCCAUCCAGUGCCUUCAGGCCGUCACCGACUUCAGGGGGAACGAGGUGGAGGUGGGGGUGGUGUCUGGCAAGGGGCGGUUCAAGACUCUGGAUGAGGACUCCAUCGAGGCGCACCUUGUCGCCAUCAACGAAAUGGAGUCGUAGCUCAAGUAGCUUUGAGGGGCGUUCCGGGUGUGGAGUUUGGGGUACCCGGGGGUGUGGGGGUGCCCCGCGCCUGCUGAGAAGUAUCUCCGGUGCGGGAUGGAGCCAGGCAGGGGGGGGCUAUUCACCCGUGCCGGUUUCAUCUCCUUGGCCGGAAUGGUGAUUGCCAUACCUCGGGCCAUUGGCUUCAUUAGCGGUUUCCCGCGUCAUUUUUCAGGUCGAUGGUGGUAUGUAGGGCGCGGAGGUACCGGCCCGGGUCAACAGCGGUAUUGUUGUAGAAGUACGUUACUCUCUAAAACGCUGUGGUCAUGGCGGCCUGUGACGCUUGUGGUUCACUGUAGCGUCCGGCAGUGGUUCAGCUAAACACGAGAGAAUCGAAACACGAGGGAGCUCAUGACGGAAAAAACAUUAUGUGAUCGAUUUGCCUGUGUGCCGUUGCCUCACGGCCACCAUUUUUCGAAGAGAGAAAUGACGCCUGUGAUCAAAAUCAUUUCGGCCUGUAAUGCCACUGAUUCGAACUGGGUCAUCUUGAGAUGAGGUUCUGUUCUCCCAAAUGAAAGAAAUACAGCACGAUCCAGGUGCUGCCGUGGAGGGCUCUUGCCAACUCUUGUAAGUCAAUCGUACUUCACCCAAAAUAUAUACCACGUGUGCAUUAGUAAACUUCUGGCCCAUUUAAUGCAGAGAUUCUGGUCUUGACAAGUUCUCGGCAAACAAUGGGUGUUUUAUUGCGGGGAUUCCGGUUUCCAGUCUUGAAAAGUUUUCGGC
Messenger RNA from Ectocarpus siliculosus, 1754 nucleotides. NCBI's taxonomy places the organism in Eukaryota, Phaeophyceae, Ectocarpales, Ectocarpaceae. The record is from the annotation of a GenBank genome assembly.